Molecule: messenger RNA, 2725 nt
Organism: Venturia canescens
Lineage: Eukaryota; Metazoa; Arthropoda; Insecta; Hymenoptera; Ichneumonidae
Gene: MED16
Product: mediator complex subunit 16
Exons: 12
Coding region: 176-2614 (812 amino acids)
Biological process (GO): positive regulation of DNA-templated transcription
Cellular component (GO): mediator complex
Molecular function (GO): protein binding
Source: RefSeq, a predicted model, not a curated record
UAUACAAUCAUCACAUCACAACAGUGUGCGGACAAUUUCUGACAACGGUUAGACGUGUCGCGUGAGAAAUAUUCCGAUAAUAUAAACACUUUGCUUUGAUUUUUUUUUGUCAAAAUAAUAUGCCGGAAAAAAAAUAUGAAAAAGCUUUUAUGAAACGUUAAAGAGUACAUCCAAAAUGGAUUUACUCUAUGCAAUAAGUAGGAAAAGUGCUGGAAAAUCCGCUGUGAAUCAAGAAAGUCUCCAUGAUGGGCCGUCGCUUUGUUCGUUAUCCAGUCGAAACAUAGCUGCGUUCACAACAACGACCGAAAUCGACGAUGUGGGUGGUAAAACAUGGGGAUCGCACGUAUAUGUUUGCGACCUCAACAUGCCAUGGCAUGCCCACAAGAUCUUAACCAGCCGUAAUCGAAUAACAGCCCUCGAAUGGGAUUUACCAGGAGGCAAACUCGUGGUAGCUGAUUCGAUAGGUUGCGUUCAAUUAUGGAUGUUCAAGGACUAUAUUCUGAACGAUUGGACGUUGAUUGGUACAGCAAAUUUUGUGGGGGAGCAUAUAAUUGGAGCAGCUUGGUUCCACAAUGGAAAAAAGACAGCUCUGGUUACUGAGAAAAAGGACAGUGUUCAUUACAGUGAAAAAUUCAAUAACUUGUUGUUUGCACCGUCUGUAAGACAAUUCGGUGGGCGAGCAGCUGAAGGCGUUCUUGUAGUUUCAACUACAGGGAUGGUUGGCGCUGUGAUGAUUACAAGGGACAUACAGAAUCCUGUGUGCGUUGCUACAGAAAGUUUGGGAAGCACGAGACACAGAAUAACUGCUGUUGAUCUUUGCUAUGGAAAAAACGGUCAUUUUCUUGUCGCUGUAAGCAGCGGGAAUAUUUCUCUCCCUAUAAGAUGCUUCAGAGUUUUGGUCCGAAAAAACGACGAAAAGUGUAGCAUAACGUCGCAGGCUCUGCCCAGUUUUUUUCUCCAAGAUGGAUCUUUGAAAGACAGUAAUUGUACGAGUGUGACUCAUCUGAAAUUUGUCGUUCGAGAAGAUGCAGAUUCGUUGGUUGUUGCAGCGAAUAGCGAAAGCGGUGGCUUCGUCGAAGUUUGGGAAUUGCGAGAAAAAUCACAGCCUGUCCAUAAAUUAUUUCAACCCAAGACACUAGAGCCCUUUUUCAAAACUGUAGUAUGGCAACAUCAAUCGCAAUAUCGCUCCCAAUCUCCGAUUACGGCAAUCGCUACGACCAAACUCUCAAUAGUGACGACUCUCCCCCCACCGAGUUACGUGAUAAUAACAUUAGCGGAUUCGUCGGUGCACUGUUUGAGUCGCGACUGCCUGAAGGAAGUAGCUUUUUCAUCGGUGAACAUGCCCUGGAGGCAGGACGAGCCGAGCGUUAAAUAUUCGCGGAAUACAGUCUCAAUAUCGCACAUUGACAUAUCUUGGCUCGGAUUUGUUUUGCUCGCUUCCGAUACGCAGGGCAAUUUAUACCUGUUCAAAUUAAUGCCCGAUGGAGGACCCUCGGUAACGUUGAACUACGCUUGUACUCUUUUGGAAUAUUGUCUCGUCACCGGACUUGAUUGGCUCGAUCUAUUGUUGUGCUUGAGAUCGUCCAUGAUCGAAACUCUUUGCGAAAGACUUGACGCCUCGUAUAACAGACAAACGCCUCCGACCCAACAGUAUCAUUAUAUACAAUUUUUGUGUAUAAAAACAUCACUCUACAGAAUGCUGGUUAACGGACAAAACAAAGCGGCAGAUUUAUCUUCCCUCCUCAUGGUUCACAGUGUCGCAACAGCAUUCAAAUCCCUUUUACGACCGUCCGAUUUAAUUUCCCAUGACAAAGGACCAGCCGAGAGUCUUGGCGCUGUUAUCGUCAACGACGCAAUAACAGACGUUGAUAAAAUUCUUCUGCAUCUCGAUCCAAAGGAAUUUACAGUUGAACCGAGCACGCUUCAAUCUCUCCAACAAUUGAUACAAUGGGUCGCAGAUUUGGCGUUGAAUUUGCUUGCCCGUUUGCCUGAACAACGAAUGCAGAUCAAAUCUGGCGGGUAUGAACUGCUCAAAGAUCACAAAGCCCUGAACACGAUUCGGGAACUUCUCGUCAUUAUUAGAAUUUGGGGUCUUUUGAGGCCUUCCUGUUUGCCGGUGUUUCUCCGAAGCGCUGACAAUUUGGACGUUUUAGCCCGACUCUUUCGGUUACUGUCGAAACUCGUUCAACCUAAUGGCGAUACGCAACAGCCUCAAAUCGACGAUUCCCUCAUUGACGAUUGUUGUUUGCUACCGAACGAGAUUAUGAUACCGCAAUUCCAUCAGGGGAACAGCAUCACCGGACUCUCAACACCCGUUAUUUUUUAUCAAAGUUUACCAUUACAGCUUGAAUAUGGGGUGGAGCCGGAACAACUCUUAUUCUUACCCGAAUUGAAUCCCAUCGAGGGCUGCAUGCACAGUGGCCAAAUUGUCGAUAAUAUACGACAUCUUUAUCUAGGAAAAUUACCACUCGUCGUCAAACAGUGUACCAGAUGCGGUGGUAAAGCACAAGUACCGAACAUGACGAGAACGGCCGCAAUCAGGGCAUGGGAUCAACGAUGGACAAGAGCCUGUCGAUGUGGCGGUACAUGGAGAAUUCAUAAAAUCUCACAAUGAUUUUUAUUUCAUCUGAAAAAUUAUUGUUUUCUCGGAUAGCCUUUAAUGAUUAUAACUAUUAAGCGAAAUUCACAAGUGUACAAUAAAUGAUGAUCUUUUUACUCAGUUUAA